This is a messenger RNA of Fusarium oxysporum Fo47, 759 nucleotides long. Its product is annotated as acyl-CoA N-acyltransferase. The coding region runs from base 126 to 677 and encodes 183 amino acids. The transcript has a single exon. Gene Ontology annotation, molecular function: acyltransferase activity, transferring groups other than amino-acyl groups. The record is from RefSeq and is a predicted model, not a curated record. Lineage: Eukaryota; Fungi; Ascomycota; Sordariomycetes; Hypocreales; Nectriaceae.
CCCAAUUCUUGAGAUCCAAAAUCUGCAGAUCCACUCACCACCAACUCCUCCAAUGUCUACCCCGGCUACAAAGUAUUUAUUACUCAAUCGUUACCAUUAGUUGAGUUUCAUCAAUUAGUCGCAUCAUGACUGCCAAGGACUCCCAACAGGCUCACGAAGAAGUCAUCAUCAAGCCUGCAACACUCACCGAUGCCAAUCGCAUCGCAGAGCUAGGCGCACAUGUCUUCACAAUAACAUUCGGGCACUCCGUCGAACCCCACGAACUGGCCGCCUUCCUCGAAGAAUCAUACACAGAAGCAUCCAUCAUCAACGACUUGAACGACCCAAACAAAGACGUAAUCAUCGCGACAAACUCCAACGAUGAUUUUCUCGGCUUCGCAUAUCUCACCCGAGGAAGCAGUGAACCUUGCGUAGAAAACAUGGAAAAAACCGUUGAACUGCAGAGGAUCUACGUACAUCCUGAUUCUCACGGCGCUGGUGUUGGAAAGACUUUGGAGAAGGCUAUUGAGAGUAUGGCUAAGGAGCAGGGGUUUGAGAAUUUGUGGCUGGGUGUUUGGGAGGAGAAUCCCAGGGCGAUAAGGGCGUAUGAGAAGUGGGGAUAUAAACAGGUCGGGGACCAUGAUUUUACUAUUGGGUCAAUUGUUCAGACUGAUCAUAUCAUGGUUAAGAGUUUGUAGAUGGAAUACACAUGAACAGGCAAUGAAUCAUGGAUUGAUGAAUUUGGCGUUAGAGAGUGGACUUGAAAUAUGGCACUUAGAU